AUGGAUUCGAGAAGACUAAACAUGGAGUCACCGCCAGCACCACAAGCAAUGGCUGCUUCUUCAUCACCUCCAAACUCUUCAUCAUCUUCAAUAUCUUAUACAUCAGAUUUAACUUGUGAGUUAUCACUUCUCCUACCAACCGAAGAAGGUAAAGAAACAAAUGGUCCAACAAUAAUAAAGGCCAUGGCUCUCGUAGGUUGUCCUAGAUGCUUCUUGUAUGUUAUGUCAUCAGAAGAAAACCCAAAGUGCCCUAAAUGUAACUGUACCUCUUUUCUUGACAUUCUUGCCUCCCUUGAGGAGUAUGAAGACUUCAACUGCAUCAAUAAUUAA
This is a messenger RNA of Vicia faba (fava bean), 330 nucleotides long. The record is from the annotation of a GenBank genome assembly. Lineage: Eukaryota; Viridiplantae; Streptophyta; Magnoliopsida; Fabales; Fabaceae.